AUGUCACCGCAGUUGUGGACAAGAGACCCCACCAGUACAUCUGCCGCUCCCUUUUGCAGCCCGUUCACCAUACCUCAAGGUUUAUUCAUAGUCAACGAGACGUUUGAGGUCACGCUCACCCAGAAUGGCGUCUUCAGACCGGUGUGCACGGGAGGUUCCUCUGGGAUUGUCCACGGCGGCUUCGGUGACAAUGCCACCGUCACGGACCUUCGGAGGCCUUUCUACUCGUCGACCACUCCCCAAGUAUUUGCUAUCGCAGUGGCUACCGUCAUCAGCUAUUUCUUGGUCAUCCUGAUCUUCAUCACCCCGCGCACCUUUUUCGUGGGUGGCCCAGGAGGAGGGGCUGGUUUCUUAACUCGGAGAGGCUUGAGUGGCAAUUCUUCUGUGGUUGGCGUGGGAAGACGCCCACUGUUGCAAAAGAUCGCUGCGGUUACCGUUGCGAUCUCCAUGACCAUCGCGACAGCCGACACAUUCAAAGUCGUCAAGAGGCAGUACGAGGAAGGAUUUAUGGACUCGGAGGAAAUGGUGCAACAGGUGACCGAAAGCCUCGAGAUUCGCGUUGUGCAAGUCAUUUCCGACACCUUUCUAUGGUUAGCCCAAGUUCAGACUCUUAUUCGCCUCUUCCCACGCCACAAGGAGAAAGUCACCAUCAAGUGGCUGGGUUUUGCUUUGAUUUUGCUCGACGCCAUAUUCAGCAGCUUAAACAACUUCCUCGUAAAUGGCACCAACACCAGACCGACACAGUCUCGCGAUGCGAUUCCAGCACUCAGCUAUUUAUUCGAGCUCGCCAUAGGUUUCAUCUACGCUUCAUGUAUCAUAUACUACUCGAUAUCCAAAUAUCGAUUUGCCUUUUAUCAUGCCAAGAUGCGCAACAUAUGUCUGGUUGCACUGCUCUCGAUAACUUCUGUUCUCAUUCCGGUUGUCUUUUUCGUGAUUGACGUAUCAUCCCCCGAUAUCGCUGCCUGGGGCUUCUACAUUCGCUGGGUCGGUGCGGCGGCGGCAAGUGUGGUAGUCUGGGAAUGGGUGGAGAGAAUUGAAGCAUUAGAGAGGGAUGAGAGAAAGGAUGGAAUACUUGGACGGGAGAUUUACGACGGUGAUGAAAUGCUAGAUGUUACGACGGCGAACGGAGCUGAUUGGCCAAGGAAAAGACGGCUGGACAGCAAUGGCAGUGACGAUGCCGGAAGCGUACCUGGGUUGAAGGAGCGCUUUCGAGCCAAGAACCGUUCUCUCCGCCUGCGGACGCUCUUGCACAGCCGCAUGAAGCCAUCUGGAACUGUCGCUCCAGCAGCCGACGACAAUGAGGCGGCGCCUUCAGCGGCCGAGCAGAAUGUAUCACGGCCUGCGCUUCCAGCCGCAGUUGCUACGCCAGUGAGCAGGGCAGAGACUACGAGUGCAGCAAGUACUGUCUAUGCUGUUCGUUAUCAUAACUUGCACAAUCCAUCUCCUCAGAUACUGGAGGAUGGCCCGUACGAAUCGAUGGAAUCAAAUCAGAUUUUGAAUGAGUCUACUCCAGGAAACACAGUGAGUGAAAAGGCCAUCGAACGCACCGGCACAGAACAGGAUACAAGGGGCAUGGAAACCCAACUUAGGCGUAAUUCACGCCCGCUAUGGACUGUUGUGAGUAACCCGUUCAAGAGGAAAAGGGUUUAUCCACCUGCAGAAGUGGCUGGGGCACAAGUGUUGGAUAGAAACUCUCAGCGUCGUUCGCCAGCAGCAUUGGUCAACCCAGAAAAAUGGAACAUCAGGUCAAAGAUGGAUGCUUUCACUGCCGUCCAAAGAGACAAACUUCGCUCUCGUCGCCAGGCUGGGAAAGCUGAUGAUCCGCUUCCUGUGACAAUCAUUCCAGCUCAGCCGCGAGGUACGAGGACAUGGUCUCCCGAUGAUCUCGCCAAAAUCACAAGUGUGCCGACUCACAGCGGUGUCGGACCCUCGCACGACCCUUUACAGCUGCCAAGAAGUCAUGAUCCGAGCAGUGUCAAUGUUGUUGUCGGAGCAGCUCGAGAAUGGCAAACAUCGUCUCCCGAAGUCAUGCACCACCAUCAAGAGCCACUGCCUCGGGGAGACCGCUACAGUCCUGUAUUCCAAGGACACAAUGAUCCUACAGAGGGGCCUAUGCCUGCUCUCAAUGUCGCUCCUACUGGUAAGGACCUCGUUUGUGAGGCUCGUGAGCCUGAGCAUAUCGAUCCGCCAUCUACCAUUAGGGACAGCAGCUUUGAUGAUGUGGAUGGAUCCGGCCAUUUGAGUACGAAUAUCUCAAUUCGCGCGGAGGGCGUGCUUGCCUCGAACUCAAGGCGGCCGAGUCAGGAGGCAGAUGGAGAGGCCGGUGACACGAGCUGCGUAACCUCAGUGAGAUCGGGCAUACCAACUACCCCGUCACCACAGCAUCUUCAGCUUCCCCCACCGGACCUUUCACAGGAGUCAGCAGACCCUGGAACAGAGCCUGCGGAUGGAAAAUCCAGUGUUUCAACCAGCCACACGGAUCACCUCGCUGACGAAGCAGCCGGAUCCGCAGAGGCAAAGCAGCAUUAA
Endocarpon pusillum Z07020 is the source of this 2529-nucleotide messenger RNA. RefSeq lists its product as uncharacterized. The coding region runs from base 1 to 2529 and encodes 842 amino acids. The record is from RefSeq and is a predicted model, not a curated record. Gene Ontology annotation, cellular component: plasma membrane. Lineage: Eukaryota; Fungi; Ascomycota; Eurotiomycetes; Verrucariales; Verrucariaceae. The transcript has 2 exons. Gene Ontology annotation, biological process: cellular response to pH.